AUGUCUACAAUCGACACAGUGCAAGAGAAGAAUGAAAUUCCAAAUAUACAGAUAGGAGAGAUAAUUGCACAUGGUGCAACAUCGACCGUGCGUAAAGGGAAAAGCGCAAGCGGGGCCGAGUAUGCAGUGAAAAUCAUGUUCACAGACUGCCCGAAUAGAAAAAGCGACGCAAAAAAAGAAGCGGCUAUACACAAGGCGCUUGUGCACCAGCACAUUGUCAAGCUUCAGAGCGUUCAUUUUACAAAGACGCACACAUAUCUAAUAAUGGACUGUGCUGUGAAAAAUGAGCUGUUCAUGUACAUAGACCCCGGAUCGGGCCUUCCAGAAGACAUCUGCCAUUUGUACUUGAAACAGCUGUUCUCUGCCCUGAAGUACAUACACAGCAGAGGAAUAUGCCACAGAGACAUCAAGCCAGAAAACAUUUUGCUGGAUAAAAACUACAACUUGCAGCUGGCUGACUUUGGGUGCUCGACUGUGUAUAGAGGCGCAAACGGGCGAAGGCUUCUCACCAAGCAAUGCGGGAGCUCCAACUACAUGGCGCCUGACAUUCACUGCGGAGAGUACGACGGGGAGUUUGUAGACGUCUGGUCUUUUGGGAUGGUGGCUUUGGUGAUUCUCACGGGAAUUGUUCCAUGGGAGAGCCCGUCCCCCAAGGACCCUGAGUUUGAGCGGUUCCGUCUGAGCACGUUUAGAGACUACUCGCCGUUCAACCUCCUAAACAAAAGAAAGCUUGGCAUGAUUGAAAAGUGCUUGACGGUUAAGCCGGACGCGCGUAUUCGGCUCAGCGGGCUAAGCAUUAAUGAGUGGCUGUCCUCGCCAAACAUGUACAUGGGGCCAGACGGCCUGGUCAGGUCGCCUGAAACAGUUGCUGCCAAGCUGAUUCCGUCAGAAAUGGCUGCGUUUUCCCAGCCCGACGCUUGCAUUUCUCCUGCAGGGCGCGCGUGCAGCUCGCAGCCCGUGUUUCUCAGCUACGACACGUUCCCCAUCGCCACGCGGAUAUACAGCUGUGCACCGCCUAGCAUAAGCAUGCAGGUUUUGUGCAAGUCGCUCUCUGACCUUCUUAUACAGUACAGGGCAACAGGGAGUGUUGUCUCUUUCAGCACGGUCGAUGGGUCAAAGAACCUCAUUAGCGGCGAGAUAUUUUUGAAAAAGUGCGGGCCAGAGACCCUGAUUAUUUUCCAGCGGAUCCGGGGGAAUUGUCUAGAGUAUAAAAAGAUGUUUAACAUCAUCAAGGAGCGAUUUAUGGCCAACGCAGAUGCACACACAUCAAAUUUCCGAUAG
Molecule: messenger RNA, 1281 nt
Organism: Nematocida major
Lineage: Eukaryota; Fungi; Microsporidia
Product: serine/threonine-protein kinase CHEK1
Exons: 1
Coding region: 1-1281 (426 amino acids)
Biological process (GO): protein phosphorylation; mitotic G2 DNA damage checkpoint signaling
Cellular component (GO): nucleus; site of double-strand break; cytoplasm
Molecular function (GO): protein kinase activity; ATP binding
Source: RefSeq, a predicted model, not a curated record